Messenger RNA from Suillus fuscotomentosus, 393 nucleotides. RefSeq lists its product as uncharacterized. The record is from RefSeq and is a predicted model, not a curated record. The transcript is spliced from 4 exons. NCBI's taxonomy places the organism in Eukaryota, Fungi, Basidiomycota, Agaricomycetes, Boletales, Suillaceae. Bases 1 to 393 code for a protein of 130 amino acids.
AUGCAGAUCAUCGAUUUCAACGUGCUAGAAGGAUGGACCAGCUUCCAUCCCUCCCUUCACUGGCUCCUUGCAGAUCUGUUGAAGCAGAUUGAGGUGUCUAGUGUCCGCUGGUCUAGUAGCCAUGGCCUCGCGGUGCUCGUUAUGAUCGCCCAGAUCAGGGCAGGAUUAUGGUCAUCUCUCAUCAUCCUCGAUCCCAAUACCAUCAUUAUCUCUAUCCUCAACCGUUUCGGCCUCCUGUCAUUUUUCUGCGGUGAAGUCGAGAACUGUCCUUAUGAGGGCGUCCAUCUUCUGAGCAUGGUCGAGGAGCUUUUCUACGUCCUCAUGACUAUUCUUGGCGAGAGAGCCAGCGCCACCAAGCUUCCGUUCCAACGUGCCAUCCGCCACCUCGAGUGA